Molecule: messenger RNA, 1539 nt
Organism: Drosophila ficusphila
Lineage: Eukaryota; Metazoa; Arthropoda; Insecta; Diptera; Drosophilidae
Gene: Nup44A
Product: nucleoporin seh1
Exons: 4
Coding region: 431-1495 (354 amino acids)
Biological process (GO): cellular response to amino acid starvation; positive regulation of TORC1 signaling
Cellular component (GO): nuclear pore outer ring; Seh1-associated complex
Molecular function (GO): structural molecule activity; protein binding
Source: RefSeq, a predicted model, not a curated record
CUUCUCCAUCGCACUGCGCUUCGCACGUUUCUUUCGGUUGGCAAUUUUGUUGUGUGUAACUGUUCUUUUCCGGGUGCAAAACUGUCUCUUUUCGGACCUUGGGGCCUUGACUCCCCGAUUUGUAAAUUCUUCGCGGUUCCCAGACGGGCGUCGUUGCACGGCUGAUAUGUUAUCAGGUUGUGAUCGACCGCUGCGCUGUGUUUUGUUAUUUUCGGCUGCUUUUUUUAUUCGUAUUUCACGCGAAUUUCAGACCACUCGGUCAGAGUGACCAUUUGUCUGAAAAUACUGAAAAAAUACUGGCCAAGGUGGGCAACAGCUGUUCGGCGGGCAUAAGCCAACCCUGUUUUGUCAGGGCGGCAUUAGCGGCGCAGAUAUUUCGGCGCGUGCAUUUUAUAAACAAGAUUUUUGACAAAAAACUGCAUUUUUGAGCAUGUUUGACGUGGAACCCAUAAUUGCGGAUCACAAGGAUGUGAUACAUGAUGUAGUCUUUGAUUACUACGGCCGCCGGAUGGCCACCUGCUCCAGCGAUCAGACAGUAAAGAUCUGGGACGAGGACGGUCAGGGAAAAUGGAAUGUCACUAGCAGCUGGAAGGCACAUUCGGGAUCCAUUUGGCGCGUGUCCUGGGCACAUCCGGAAUUCGGCCAGGUUGUGGCCACUUGCUCGUUUGAUCGCACCGCUUCCGUCUGGGAGGAGGUGAUUGGCGAGAAGGUCUCCGCCACGAACGCCCCCACACGUCGCUGGGUUCGUCGCACAACGCUGGUGGAUUCCAGGACCAGCGUCACCGACGUGGAGUUUGCGCCAAAGUACCUUGGACUUCUACUGGCAACAGCCUCCGCCGAUGGCAUCAUCCGCAUUUAUGAAGCCCCGGAUAUCAUGAACCUCUCUCAGUGGCCAGUUCAGCACGAGAUUGCUAACAAGUUGCCGCUGAGCUGUUUGUCCUGGAAUACGUCCACCUACAUGGUAACCCAGCUGCUGGCGGCGGGCAGCGAUGAGGCAGCUACUCCUACCGGGAAAGUUUUUUUGUUUGCCUACAGCGAGAACGCCCGGAAGUGCGUGAAAAUUGAGACUGUUAAUGACAUAACCGACCCGGUUACGGAUGUGGCCUUCGCCCCCAACGCAGGUCGCACCUUCCACAUGCUGGCAGUGGCCAGUAAGGAUCUCUACAUCGUAAACCUACGCGGCGUGACGGACGCCACCGGCAACUCUAAGCUGGACAUCCAGACCAUAAAGUUUAGCGAGCACAACUGCCCCGUGUGGCGCGUCUGUUGGAACAUGUUGGCCACCAUGCUGAUCUCCACGGGCGACGAUGGAUGUGUUCGUCUCUGGCGGAUGAACUACAAUAGGCAGUGGCGCUGCGCCGCAGUGCUAAAGGCGGAGGGCAGUGGACCCACCUAUGAGCCUGCUCCGCCCACACCGACGCUGGCCACCACAGCCUCGGCCACGGCGAAAUUCUACAAGAAGGGCACUAUCGGCAACCAGGUGCCAUGGCACUGAUCUUGUAAUAAUCGUAAAAGUCCGAAUAAAAUGUUAAGCUUAAA